GCCGCCAGGGGCCGGCCGCAGGAGCCCCCCUGCAUGGCCCCGCCCUGGAUCUUGCUCCUGCUGCUCCUCUCGCCGGACAGGAAGUGACCGCACUGCGGAGGCACGCGGGCCGGAAUCCGGAGGGCUGGGGGGGGGGCGGGGAGGCAGCUGACGGCCAACGAGAUGACCACGGCUUCAGCCCCCUCCAUUGGGCCUGCCGGGAGGGCCGCUCCAGUGUCGUGGACAUGCUCGUCAUGCGAGGGGCGCGCAUCAACGUCAUGAACCGCGGGGACGACACCCCCCUGCACUUGGCAGCCAGCCAUGGCCACCGCGACAUCGCCCAGAAGCUGAUCCAGUUCAAAGCGGAUAUCAAUGCGGUCAAUGAGCACGGGAACACCCCCCUCCACUACGCCUGCUUCUGGGGCCAGGAGCAGGUGGCUGAGGACCUCGUGGCCAGCGGGGCUCUUGUCAGCAUCUGCAGCAAAUACGGGGAGACGCCCCUGGACAAGGCCAAGGCACCCCUGCGAGACCUGCUGAGAGAGCGUGCUGAGAAGCUGGGCCAAAGCCUGACCCGCAUCCCCUACAAGGACACCUUCUGGAAGGGCACGACGCGCACCCGGCCCCGCAACGGGACGCUGAACAAACUGGCCGGCAUUGACUUCCGGCAGCUGAGUCUGGGCCACAAGCUCAACGAGAACCAGUCUGGCGAGCUCUGGAAGGGGCGCUGGCAGGGCAACGACAUCGUGGUCAAGGUGCUGAAGAUCCGGGACUGGACGACCCGGAAGAGCCGGGACUUCAACGAGGAGUACCCCAAGCUUAGGAUCUUCUCCCACCCGAAUGUCCUGCCGGUCCUGGGCGCCUGCCAGUCCCCGCCUGCCCCCCACCCGAUCACCAUCACCCACUGGAUGCCCUACGGCUCCCUGUACAACGUGCUCCAUGAAGGAACAAACUUUGUGGUGGACCAGACCCAGGCGGUGAAGUUUGCCCUGGACAUUGCCCGCGGCAUGGCCUUCCUGCACACCCUGGAGCCGCUCAUCGCUCGCCACUCUCUCAACAGCCGCAGCAUCAUGAUCGAUGAGGACAUGACUGCGCGGAUCAGCAUGGCCGAUGUCAAGUUCUCCUUCCAGUGCCCCGGCAGAAUGUAUGCCCCCGCAUGGGUGGCCCCGGAGGCUCUGCAGAAGAAGGCGGAGGAGAUUAACCGGCGCUCCGCUGACAUGUGGAGCUUUGCGGUGCUGCUGUGGGAGCUGGUGACCCGGGAGGUGCCCUUUGCGGACCUCUCCAACAUGGAGAUCGGCAUGAAGGUGGCCCUGGAGGGGCUGCGGCCCACCAUCCCCCCCGGCAUCUCCCCUCACAUCUGCAAGUUGAUGAAGAUCUGCAUGAACGAGGACCCGGCCAAGCGCCCCAAGUUUGACAUGAUUGUCCCAAUCCUGGAGAAGAUGCAAGAGAAGUGAGGGGGGCUCUCCCUCCAGCACCUGCUGCCGCCCGCCACCCUGACUUGCCCCAAGUGCCUUUGGGGAGGUGCUGCCGCCGCCGCCGCCGCCCUGCGUUUCCUCCCCCAGAGACGACAAUACGGUACAGAAGGCGCCCCCGCCUUGCCCUCCCCCACCGCACAAGAGCCCCCGUGGGCAAAGGUGGGGGGGGAGGGUGCGCUGCCAGCUGCCUCCACCGCAGCCUUCUUGUCCGCCCCCCCCGCCCCCGUGCCCCCCGCCGGUGUGAAGGCCAGCUCGCCCUCCAGCACCGACCACUGCCUGCCUCUGUGCUACACGGUUUUUAUCUUUUCCAUGCAGGCCCUGGGCGUAGCUUGCCAGGCUUGAAAUAAAGAGUUGUUUCAAGGA
This is a messenger RNA of Hemicordylus capensis (graceful crag lizard), 1814 nucleotides long. RefSeq names its product integrin linked kinase (gene ILK). Gene Ontology annotation, cellular component: stress fiber; focal adhesion. Gene Ontology annotation, biological process: integrin-mediated signaling pathway; protein phosphorylation; cell-matrix adhesion. The transcript is spliced from 12 exons. Gene Ontology annotation, molecular function: protein kinase activity; protein binding; ATP binding. Lineage: Eukaryota; Metazoa; Chordata; Lepidosauria; Squamata; Cordylidae. The record is from RefSeq and is a predicted model, not a curated record. Bases 225 to 1430 code for a protein of 401 amino acids.